This is a messenger RNA of Nezara viridula (southern green stink bug), 1599 nucleotides long. NCBI's taxonomy places the organism in Eukaryota, Metazoa, Arthropoda, Insecta, Hemiptera, Pentatomidae. The record is from the annotation of a GenBank genome assembly.
AUGGGAAAAAACUUUUUAAAAAGCAGUCUUCAAAAUGCAUCUUUUAAUAUAAUUUUUCAGCUCUUAUUUCGUGUUGUUACAUUCCUUCUAAAUGCAUUUGUGCUACGAAACAUUUCUCAAGCAGUUGUGGGUGUUAUGAAUGUACGUCUUUUACUGUUGGAGUCGACAAUUUUAUUUUUGAGCCGAGAAGCAUUCAGAAGAGCGUGUUUAUCCAAGACUACAGAACACAAUUGGCCCCAAGUUGUGAAUCUAAUAUGGUUAACGGUACCUUUAUGUGCUGUUCUAUCCAUUCUCUUUGGCUGGAUAUGGUUGAAUGCUCUUACUACUCCCGAAGAGCACAUAACUACCCAUUAUGCAAUAGGCGUGUGGUCGAUAUGCAUCAGCUGUAUGAUGGAAAUGUGUAUAGAGCCAAUUUAUUUGGUGUCUCAGGCAUUCCUUUUUGUCAAAUUGAAGGUAUUACUUGAGACUUUGCACGUCGUAGUUAGAACUGUUACUUUUACCUCCUUGGUUCUUUGGAAACCGUCAGCAGCUGUGUUAGCUUUCUCCGUAGCUCAAGUUCUGGCAGUCGCUGUUUUCUGUUUGGCUUACAUCAUUUACUUUCACCAUUUCAUCAAAACUAAAAGCCCUUCAGAAGAUUUCCCAUUUUCAUCGUUGAAAGAUUUUCUUCCUAAAAGGAUAGAAAAUGAAGACUUAGUUGACUUAAGGUUAUGUGUACUUACCUGGAGCUUCUUAAAGCAGGGAAUAUUGAAGCAAGUAUUGACGGAAGGGGAACGCUAUAUAAUGACUCUUUUUUCUGUACUUACAUUCUACGAGCAAGGAAUUUAUGAUGUAGUUAACAAUCUUGGAUCUUUGGCUGCAAGGUUCAUUUUUCGUCCUGUUGAAGAAAGUUCUUAUUUUUAUUUCUCUCAACUAGUUCACAGAGAUAAGUCAAUAAAGGAACAAAAUGAGGAACAAAUGAAAGAAGCUGCUACAGUCUUAAAACAGUUGCUAAGGUGCAUGAGCAGUUUAGGAUUGCUCAUAGUCUGCUUCGGUCAGAGCUAUUCAAGACUUUUACUUAUGUUGUACGGUGGCCAAACUUUGGCGGACAAUUUGGGAACUUUAUUACUCCGCACUCAUUGUUUUGCAGUUCUGUUAUUAGGCCUCAAUGGCAUCUCCGAGUGUUAUGCCUUAGCGACAAUGAGUGCUUCCCAGCUAGAUAGGUAUAAUUAUGUAAUGGUCUUCCUUUCUGUUGGAUUUUUAUUCUUUUCUUUGAUAUUUACGUAUGUUUUGGGAAGUGUCGGAUUUAUCAUUGCGAAUUGUGGCAACAUGCUAGCACGUAUAUUUCACAGUUUGAAAUUCAUUAAAAAGCGUUACACUGGUACUCAAUAUGAUCCAGUUAAAGGAAUCGUUCCUGGGAAAUGGUACCUUCUUGCAGUAGCUACUUCUGGGCUUGUCACAAUUAUGUCAGAGAACAUCUAUUAUGAAAAUUCAAAGAUUUAUCAUUUCUUCAUUGGAACAAUUUGCUUUCUCGUAACAGUGGCAGUUUGGAUUUUUGAAGAGAAAUCAUGGGUCUUAUACAGUUACAAGUCAAUUAGAAGACAUUCAUUGAAAUUAGAGUAA